This is a messenger RNA of Bombus terrestris (buff-tailed bumblebee), 6499 nucleotides long. RefSeq names its product cryptochrome-1 (gene Cry2). Gene Ontology annotation, biological process: entrainment of circadian clock by photoperiod; circadian regulation of gene expression; negative regulation of DNA-templated transcription. The record is from RefSeq and is a predicted model, not a curated record. The transcript has 12 exons. The coding region runs from base 4404 to 6128 and encodes 574 amino acids. Lineage: Eukaryota; Metazoa; Arthropoda; Insecta; Hymenoptera; Apidae. Gene Ontology annotation, cellular component: nucleus; cytoplasm. Gene Ontology annotation, molecular function: DNA binding; FAD binding.
UAAUCUAUCAACAUUGAUCAUUAUGUCGGCAAAUUGCGAACCUUCCACAUGGAUGUUCCUAUAAAGUAUAAAAGAAGGGUUUGAAUGACACAUUGUACAAUAAUUUAUCUAUCUUAAUCGAAUUAUUUGCGUGGCUUGAUGUGCGUACCUGGAUAUAUUAUUAUGACCGUAAAAAGAGACAAAAAGUCACAAUGCGUUCAGGAAAAUGUUUAAUGAACGCAUAUAAUCGUGUUUUGUAACAUAUUUUAUUUACAUUUGAUGUUAAAAAUGGAAAAGUACUGUAUUAAAUCGCAAGACGAUAAUUUAUUUUGAAAAACAACUAAUCCUAAAGAAACAAAAGCAAAGCUUUUUCUCAAGCAUUUUUAUUCUUUGUUGUCUUCAAAUUAUAUAAUAAUUAAUAGGAGACACAAUUCGACUGACGCAUAAAAAAUGGGAUUCUUGAGAUUAAAAUUAUAGCUUUAAAAAGAGUUACUACGUUUAAAAACAAUACACACAGAAUAUGUAGUGGUACUAUUAUACAGUUAAGUAUUCAUUUUAUAAAAAUGAAGGUAAUCAUUAAAAGUUAGUAUCACAUUUAUAUCUGAAAUAGUAUUAUCUUCUUUUAUAUAAAAACAAGAGAAUAUAGAGCUCUAGUUUUCUGUUAAAUGCAAUUGUAGGCCAAGCAAAAUUAAGAUCUUGUUUCUAUCCUGUUUUAUAGAGAAUUUUUUUUGUGUCUUAUCAUUUACCAUAGCGACGUUGAUUAAUGUCCUUUAAUCUAACGAAUUUCACUGAAUUAACAAUGGUAAAACGUCGCACUUAAUGAUUGGUAGCAAAUUAUAUAAGCGUAAACUUAUUAUUAUUAAUUUUAUAGAAAUUUGUAGCAUUUUCGAAUUCUAACCGAAAUUCGUAAGUUAGACAAAUUGUUUUUUCACACAGUGAUUUGACCGGGAAAUCUUUCAGUGGAAAGAAAUUUGAUUUCGUACGCUUCGUAAUCAUAUUUUGGAAUAUUUGUAAUUGUUGCGCGUAUCAACAGUUUUCUAUCCCUCUUCCGAUCUUUUUCUUUUCAUUUCCACACAGUUCUUCCUUCUUCGUUUUUUUUUCUUUCUUUCUUAUCUUUACCGCACUCUAAAGUAUUAAAUCUUCGACGAAGUAAUGACUAAUUCGAUCGAAAUGUGUAUCUUUUUAACUUCAUAUGCGGUACACAGAACAAAAUAUUACAAACAUAAACUAUGUUUCGACCAGAAGAAUUCGAACAUAUGAUUUACUAAUUGUUAUUUACGUCAUGCGUUUAUAGUUGUACACGAAUUAAUAGCAUCGACAGAGUACAAGUUAUUUCUGAUGAACGAUGAACGACGGGGAUUUGAGGGAAUGUGAAUGGAGUGGGGGCGGCAGUGGAAGAAGUAAAAUAGGGAGAAAGUGGAAAGAAUUUUUGCGAACGCAUAAGUAUGAUAUCGAGGUGCUUCAACGCUAGUUGCAUAGCAGCGUUGUAACAUGUUGUUACACAAUAAUAGAGUAAUAUGCGUCAGACAUCUCGUUAGAUUUAUUUCUUACUCCGUCAAUAGUGAUAGUCUUUCAAUUCACGUAGAUACAUACAUGCAUUCAUACAAUACAUAAAUCAUAUAUGUAUAUAUAUGAUUAGUAGAUAUAACUAAAUAUCGUAUACACUAGUGUACGAUUUCGAAGGAAGUAAAUUAAUCAAGAUUACUACAUUAUAGCUUCGAAUACAACUUAUCGCGCAAAUGUACUAAAAGUGCGUAUUGAUGAAGAUUCAAAGGGAAUAAACUAACUAAACUAUAAGAUUUACGAAUGUAUAAAGAAAAUAUUUACAUAUAGAUUAAUUACAUGAUAUCGUCGAACAAUAUGUAUCAGUAAAUAAGGAAUGGCGAGAUAUGUAUAAUCCAGAUUUGAAAACAGAAAAACGAAUACAAGAAUAAUGUAAUAACGGUGAAUAACAUGGAUUUUUGAAAAGUCAUUUUUAUAUACAUUGCACGACUUGCAGAUAGAAAUAAUGUAUCGAAAGUAAUGGGAAGGAAUCAAUCAUCGAGUACCUUGUUGUACUAUUGUUCUUCCUGAUACCUUUUAUGUAUCAAUACAAAUAAACAGAUGUAAUUAUUCUACGAAACUAUUGUACUUGUCUGAAUAGUUAAGUUUCUUGAAUAGAUUUGUAUCAACCAAUAAAAUUAUCAAUACUGUAAAAUCACAAUUAAGUUAAACGCGCCGGUCGAUAUUGACAUUUACAGUUAAACGAAUUAAAGAGUAUAUUUGUUUAUGGAAUCCAGUGUGUGAUCGAUGUAUCAACGCCGAGUCAGCUGCAUCGCGUUACAUCACUGGUGUAUAUCUAUAGUGUAAUAUGUACUGAAAAAAAUGGUAAUGCGUAUGCGCGUGACAAUUCGGUCAAGGGUAUCUUAGAGGUAAAUAUCCUAACGUACGAGAUUUAUAUAAUGAGCUUUCAUGAGAUUACUAUGGGUUAGCAAGAAAAAUUGAUAAAUUCUUUUACAAUAGUUUUUGUAAAAUAGAGAUCAUUUCGUAAAUGCGUUUACAGAUCAGAGUAAGAAUUUUUGAUUGGGUUUGAUAUUAAAGUCUAUGAAAUUUUCGCAUGAAAUCAGUCGAUAAUAGUCAAUACAGAGAGCAGUAAAAAAAACAAUCGCAGCAUCUUUCAGUAAUCCUUGCAUCGGUUGUAUGAAAUAACAAAACAAUAAGACGAUGCACUUUCUCCGCGAAAAGUGUUAAUUAAGUGCAACAAUAUCGACUGAUUACAUGGGAAAAAAAAGCGGUAUCUACCUAUUCAGAGCAUGACAGAACGAAUGAUGAGCAGAAUGUACGAAUGCUAAAAUAAAAGAAGAAAAGAAACAGUAAGAGGAAAGGAAAAAGGAAAUGAUAAGCGGUAUAUACAUACAUAGAAGAGGCGUAUAGAACCACGGCGAGUGCAACGUGACCGAUGGACCACGUGAUCGAGUUGGCCAAUUGCAAGGUACGCGGGGACGCUGUCACGUUGCAUUCGGCGUGGCUCCGCGUCCCCUUGCUCUUACAGCAUAUCUCUCCUUCUCUAUGUCUACUGGACAAGUUGUACGUUGUACGUUGGCAUAUGCGAGCAACUGUUUCUUGUGCGCGUUUCGCAUCCAUGUUCGUUCGUUCGUUCGUUGCAAAUUACUUUUACGUCCGUUCUCCCGGAAAGCUGGAAAAAUUCCAUUAUCCGAAACAAGUAUCGAAUUUCACCGGUCGCAACGAUCGCCGCCGAUCUUGCCAAUGAGUUACUAUUAUCUUUGCAUGAUCAUUCAAUCAUCUAAACGCGUGGAAUAUUAAACCGAAUGUGUAUGCUGUUUUUUCUAGUUCUGAUAAGUUUGUCCAGUGCGUCGUUUAACUAACGUUCAGCAAUAUCGCGAAUUCGGAUACAUUAAAAUGUCCGCGCAUCCACACGAUCUAGAUCAAGUUGAAGACCUAUCGUUGAAGAUGUGUGCUGUGACAAUUUGCACGUUAAACGAAGGAUGCCGGUAAUCAAUCGAUCACCGAAAUCAAUUUCGAGGAGAAUAGACAGUGGCUGCGAAAGAGGCUAAGCUCCGUCCACGAAACUUUACGUUCCGAGAAACAGACAGUAUACCCCGAAUAUCGCCUACCGUGCUUUCUUCCUCUACCUUCUCUCCUGGGAUCGCUCUGUUUAAAGAACUUCUACAUAAUAGCUACUUCUAGCUACUACUAAAUGAUCGAACGAUGCCGAAAGACAAAUAAGAUUAAACGACGUUAGAGACGUAGCAAAAAGCGAAAGAAAGAACCAAUUGGAGAAGAUAAGGAAAAGUCAAACCUAUAGAAACCACGAAGAGAAUAGAUAGUGGCACGCGAUAUAAAUCGAUCACGUUUGAGCGGCAGGAAUUCUUCCUUUCUAUAGACAGUAGAAAAUCUCGAUCGAGAGAAUAGUAAAUCGAUCGAUCUUGCUCUCGACCUUGAUGACGUAAAAACGAGGCGGAAUCGAUUUGUCAGGAUGAUGAUACUCGAAGACUGAAGAUACUGCUCCAUCGAGGUGGUUAACUUAAAAAUUUACAAAGAAGCGCGGAUCCUUCGGAUUAUCUCUCUCGUAGGAGAGGAACGACGAAAAAAGGGAAAUAUAGAGAGGGAAAAGGAAUGAAGGGAGGGCAAGAAAAUAAAAAACAAAGUUAAAGAAUGUCGCGUCUGUGUUCGUAUGCGUAUAUGUAUGUGCGUGUGCGCGCGCCCGCAUCUGUAUGUACGCGCGAGUGUGUGUGCACUCUGUGCCUGUGAAACAGCGAGAAGAACACACAGGGGCAGAUACGAAGAGCAGAGGGAGAGCUGUUUAGUUGUUUAAAAAUGUGCUGCUUGUUUAAUAGAACACCGCUGUUAUUACCGAAAAUUUGAAAAAAUCGACAGGAGAAAAGACGAAUUUGAAGAAAAUCGACCUAGCAGGAGGAGGGAAAAUGACGGGUAGUCGUAGUAGCGAAAUAAAUCCGGAUGUGACGGUGCGUGGUGAGGGUGGAAAGCAUACGGUUCAUUGGUUUCGCAAAGGUCUCAGACUUCACGAUAAUCCUUCGCUGAGGGAAGGUCUUACCGGUGCCACUACGUUUCGUUGCGUAUUCGUUUUGGAUCCAUGGUUCGCCGGAAGUACCAACGUUGGCAUCAAUAAGUGGAGGUUUUUGCUACAGUGUUUGGAAGAUCUGGACUGCUCCUUGAGAAAAUUGAACUCCAGACUAUUCGUGAUAAGAGGUCAGCCGGCCGACGCUCUACCGAAAUUGUUCAAGGAAUGGGGUACCACGAAUUUGACCUUCGAGGAAGAUCCAGAGCCAUUCGGACGCGUCCGAGACCACAACAUCUCGGCACUUUGUAAGGAGCUUGGUAUCUCGGUGGUCCAAAAGGUCUCGCAUACUCUUUACAAGUUGGACGAGAUCAUCGAGAGGAACGGAGGCAAGCCACCGUUGACUUAUCAUCAAUUUCAAAAUGUGGUUGCCAGUAUGGAUCCUCCGGAACCAUCGGUGUCGACUGUCACUUCUGCAUGCAUAGGUUCGGCCUACACCCCUCUGAAAGAGGAUCACGAUGAUCAUUACGGUGUUCCAACGCUCGAAGAACUUGGCUUCGACACGGAGGGUCUUCUUCCGCCUGUAUGGGUUGGAGGCGAAAGCGAGGCUCUGGCACGAUUGGAGCGACAUCUAGAAAGGAAGGCCUGGGUGGCUAGUUUCGGCAGACCGAAAAUGACUCCGCAAUCAUUGUUGCCCAGUCAAACCGGUCUUUCACCUUAUUUACGAUUCGGAUGCUUGAGUACCCGGCUAUUUUAUUAUCAGCUCACUGAUCUUUAUAAGAAGAUAAAGAAGGCCGUACCACCGCUUUCGUUGCACGGGCAACUUUUAUGGCGCGAAUUUUUUUACUGCGCUGCUACCAAGAACCCAAAUUUCGAUCGGAUGCAGGGUAAUCCGAUUUGCGUGCAAAUCCCUUGGGACAAGAAUGUCGAAGCACUUGCCAAGUGGGCAAACGGCCAAACGGGAUUUCCCUGGAUCGACGCGAUCAUGACACAACUAAGAGAAGAAGGUUGGAUACAUCACUUGGCUAGACACGCGGUCGCCUGUUUCUUAACCAGAGGCGACCUUUGGAUCUCCUGGGAAGAAGGAAUGAAGGUGUUCGACGAGUUGCUGCUAGAUGCUGAUUGGUCGGUGAACGCGGGAAUGUGGAUGUGGUUGUCGUGCAGUUCCUUCUUCCAACAAUUCUUCCACUGCUAUUGCCCAGUGAGAUUCGGCAGAAAAGCUGAUCCGAAUGGCGAUUACAUUAGGCGAUACUUGCCGAUUUUGAAAAAUUUUCCUACGAGAUAUAUCCAUGAACCGUGGAACGCACCACUUAGCGUGCAACGUGCAGCCAAAUGUAUUAUUGGCAAAGACUAUUCGUUACCGAUGGUGAAUCACAGCAAGAGCUCCAGGAUCAACAUCGAGAGAAUGAAGCAAGUCUAUCAGCAAUUAAACAAAUAUCGUGGAAACGGCGCCUCCCUUAAAGGAGAAACAGUUGGUUUAUUGAAUGCACUACCACCUCCGUCGGUAAAAGAGAAGGAGGAAGAAAAGAAGAGGACGAAGCAAUCACCGCCUCCCCCGGAGAAUCAGUCCAAGAUGGAAGCUCUUGCCAAGACAACGCAACAUCAGCAACAGCACCAUCAACAUCAAUAACGACGACUACACUGACGUCAUCGAAGCAAUUAGGCGAUAAUCCGAAGAAACGAAAUUUCGAUUAUUUCCUAUUUCUACUUAAUUCGCACUUAUUUAUUUGCCGUCAUUACGUCGAUGAUGGAAUCAUCUUAAUUGUAAUUCAUCGUAACGCGUAUAAUCGUUAAUAGUUUGAAAAAGUUAUUUGCAGCGAAAGCAAAGCCAUCCAUCGUAUCUGUUCAAAUGAUCGUUUGUAUUUAGAAGUAUGUUUCGUAACAAGAAAUGUAAAACUUGAACGUUAUGGCAGAAAAAUGACGAUGGGACGAAUUUUAUAAUUCCAAUCGUUGUACAUAAUACAUCCAUUAUACGUCGUAAAUAAAAAUUUUUCAUGCAAA